AUGUCUUUUUUGCUUGAUAUGUGUGAACCAGUGAUGAAAAGGGGAGCCAAUAGAAGAAGAAUUUUCAUUAGGCUGUUCUCAACUGUGUCCUUGAUGGGCUUGUUUCUACGAAGCAAAGUUCAAUGUGGGACCAUCUAUGCGUUUAGUUCAUGUAUGUCUGCUUGUAGCAAUUUAUCUUUGUCUGGCUGUUUUGUAAUGUGUCUUGUGUCUUGUGUCCUUUGUAUCGGUGGAUUUAAUAUGUUGUCUUGGACAAAGUUGUUCCUUAAUGCAACGUGGUUUCUUUACUAUUUUGAAUGCUGA
Messenger RNA from Ilex paraguariensis (yerba mate), 300 nucleotides. The record is from the annotation of a GenBank genome assembly. Lineage: Eukaryota; Viridiplantae; Streptophyta; Magnoliopsida; Aquifoliales; Aquifoliaceae.